UGCUUUGGAUUUUGUUUUGUUUUCGUUUCUUUUCAGCAACAGUUAUAGCAUGAAGUAACGUAGCAUAUUGUUGUGCCUACAAUGGCACCUUCCUACACAGCACAUCAAUUUGGUUUUCCCAACACGAUCGCUGGCUGAAUAUAAUAAUUGCUUUAUGAUGUCAUGCUUUUUACCUCUUCGGGGCGGGGGUAGGGAGGCGAUUGCACUGCCGGCGUCUGUUGUGAAAUAGCUAGUAUCUUGGUUGCAGGUUCAAUUACGUUGCAGAUUGUGGUAUUGUUUGUGAUUCUUGUUUGCUAUUGUGUGCGCGCCUUUGUCUCAUAUCACUGCAGUCCUCUACGUUAGUCCUAAUCAUUUUUGUUGCGUCGUAUUGGGGAUGAUAAUUCGUCAACUGUUUGAUGUGUUCUUGGGUUCAUCUCACAAACAAGGCUCUAUGAAUGUGGCAAUGCUAGUUCGCUACUGUUGAUGAGAAAUCAACCAACCCGAGGAUUCGGGCUACUCAACGUUUCUCAGGAAGCCAAUAUGAGCAUCAUGGCUGGUUGGGUUGCACUCAACUCCUCGUCGUCGAACAAAGGCAAUAUAAAGCAGCUCUGCUGCUUACAUCUGGACCACGUCGACAGUGGCAUUCCUCAGUGGGGACUUGGGACAAUGUUUGAGGGACGGCUUUGCCACAAGAAUGAAGAUUCGGAACACAUAUCCGUUCUAGAUUUGCCUGAGCUCGUGCUGGAGGAAAUUCUGGGGCGGCUUCCUCCCGCUUCUCUCUGUCAAAUGGCUGGUGUAUGCCAAGAUCUGCGGAGACGAUGCCGAAGUGAUCAUCUCUGGAAAACUCUUUUGGAAGAGAAGUGGGCACGAGUCGUCGGCCCCUCGGCUUUUCAGGAGUGGCAGCGUCAGGUGAUUUUGACAGCGGAGCAGGCCCCCCCGGCGGAGCGCCCUCCCCGAAUUUGGGGAUGGCCUCUGUCUUGCUUCUGGCCCUUGAAGUGGCUAAACCUACAGAACCAGACUCCUGCGGUUCCACCCCCAGAUUCUCUCAUGGCCUGGUACUGGGCGUUGGAAAGCGGGAGCUUCUGGUUCCCUGCUCAAGUAUAUAACCGAGAGAAUGGACACGUGGGCUUCAUGCUGUCAUGUUACGAUGCAGAACUGAACUAUGAUCGUCAAACCGAUGCAUUCAAGGCCAGGUACCCACCUCAUGGACAGCGGACAGCAGUAGUGGAAGAAGGGGUCCAAUGGGAGCGUCUUCGCGCUCCACCUGUGGACACACCUGCACAAGUCCUGCAUCAAUCAGACUGUCUGGCUGAUUUGCAACCUGGCGAUCAUGUUGAAGUGCAAUGGCGCAGAAAUAAAGAUUUUCCUUAUGGUUGGUGGUACGGUGUAGUGGGACAUUCUGAGGCUUGUGAAGGAAACACUAGACAUUGUCGCUGUCAUUUUCUUGAUACUGUCUGGUUGGAAUUCAAUCAGUAUAUGGUUGGUUCCCGUUGGCGACGUGCCGCUAUCAACCGCAAAUCUCAUCGGGAGGAGGGAAACGAGGAAGAGGGUUUUUAUGGUGGCAUCAGAAAACUGACGUCACGGGAAGCGAUCGGUACCUGGAAUGACUUGUGGCCAACUGAGGACUUGCAAUAAGUUUGCCUUGACCAUUGCAUUGUAUUUAUAGAAGUGGUUGGAGAUGGGGCGUGUACGUGUAAAGAGCAUCUAAAAAAAGAAAGAAAAAAAAGCACACAAUUGGCCGCCCAAUUCAACAAUCAUGUUUUCAUCAUUUCUUACCAAGAUAGGGUUUCAGGUCAUGAUCAGGGUGGUGCCAUAAUGCUGAAGUGCUUAUGAAGAAGCGCUACUCAUUCUUCUAGGACAGUAUUUUCUUUCAUUGGUAUUGCGUGCUUCAUCAUUCACAGACCCUGUUCAAUCGCGGAACACAUCAUUUGUGUCAUAUUCGAACUAUGAUUGUCCAUGAUUUUAUACCAAUUACAGGGUACAACAUUUGACCAUUCUCAAGGCUAGUUUGAGGUUUCAACUUCCUGAAUUUUUUAUUUUUUUAUUUUUUUACAUUGGAAACAGAAAACCUUUACGUUAGGUGCUAAUGUUUGCAUCUUUUGUAAUUGAUUAUCAUACUGUGCAAUGAGUUUGUCUGCACAA
Molecule: messenger RNA, 2121 nt
Organism: Physcomitrium patens
Lineage: Eukaryota; Viridiplantae; Streptophyta; Bryopsida; Funariales; Funariaceae
Product: F-box protein At2g26850
Molecular function (GO): protein binding
Source: RefSeq, a predicted model, not a curated record